Cladophialophora psammophila CBS 110553 is the source of this 504-nucleotide messenger RNA. RefSeq names its product DNA-directed RNA polymerase II subunit RPB7. The transcript is spliced from 3 exons. NCBI's taxonomy places the organism in Eukaryota, Fungi, Ascomycota, Eurotiomycetes, Chaetothyriales, Herpotrichiellaceae. Gene Ontology annotation, molecular function: single-stranded DNA binding; single-stranded RNA binding; translation initiation factor binding. Gene Ontology annotation, biological process: transcription initiation at RNA polymerase II promoter; positive regulation of translational initiation; DNA-templated transcription. Gene Ontology annotation, cellular component: RNA polymerase II, core complex; P-body. Bases 1 to 504 code for a protein of 167 amino acids. The record is from RefSeq and is a predicted model, not a curated record.
AUGUUCUUCCUACGAUAUCUCGAGCGCGAAAUCAGCAUCCAUCCUUCCUUUUUCGCAGCUAAUGUGAACGAGAGGCUCAAAGAUCAGCUCUAUGCGGAUCUGGAGGGUAGCUGCAAUGGAGAAUAUUACAUUGUGUGCAUAAUGGACAUCUACAACAUCUCUCCUGGGAGAGUUAGGCCGGGUUCUGGAGAUGCGCACUUUACUAUCCUCUACCGAGCCAUUCUAUGGAAGCCGUUCAAGGGAGAGACGAUCGAUUGCGCCGUCGCCUCUAUCAAGGAACAGGGGGUCUUUUGCGAAGCCGGGCCUCUUGGUGUGUUUGUCUCCAAGCUGCAUCUUCCGCCUGACAUGCGAUACAAUCCCGACGCCACUCCACCCCAAUACUCCAACAACGCAGGAGAUGUGAUCGAGAAAGGUUCGGCCGUCAGAGUCCAGCUGAUCGGACUGCGGAGCGACGUGGGUAAGAUGUUUGCGGUGGGAAAGAUGUCCGCUCAAUGGUUUGGGUAG